Nicrophorus vespilloides is the source of this 975-nucleotide messenger RNA. Its product is annotated as sodium-dependent nutrient amino acid transporter 1-like. Gene Ontology annotation, biological process: sodium ion transmembrane transport. Lineage: Eukaryota; Metazoa; Arthropoda; Insecta; Coleoptera; Silphidae. Gene Ontology annotation, cellular component: membrane. Gene Ontology annotation, molecular function: L-amino acid transmembrane transporter activity. The transcript has 5 exons. The record is from RefSeq and is a predicted model, not a curated record. Bases 33 to 953 code for a protein of 306 amino acids.
AUUAAGUUCUGCGGAAAGGAAGAUGCGUCUACAUGAAAAUACUGACUGAAAUUGUGUUGUUUUGCAGGGAUGCGAUGGUCGUAACGACGUUGGAUACGUUCACAUCUCUUCUGGCAGGAACGACGAUAUUCGGAAUCCUGGGAAACCUGGCGCACGAGUUGAACGUCGAAGUUAAGGACGUGGUGAACGCAGGUGGAACCGGUCUAGCCUUCAUCUCGUACCCGGAGGCGAUAGCGAAAUUCGAAAGCGUUCCCUGGUUAUUCGCAAUCCUUUUCUUCGUGAUGCUGCUCGUGCUCGGCGUUGGAAGUUUGGUGGCUUUGCAAGGGUGCGCCAUCACGGUCAUCAUGGAUUCCUUUCCGUCGUUGAAAAGUUGGCAAGUUUCGUUGGGCACAGCGAUCGUCGGAUUUCUUAUAGGAUUAGUUUACGUAACGCCGGGAGGUCAGUACAUGCUUAAUAUGGUCGAUCACUUUGGUGGGACUUUCGUCAUCUUCGUGGUCACUCUCAUCGAGGUGUUAACUGUGAUGUGGUGGUACGGAUUGGAGAACUUCUGCAUCGAUUUGGAGUUCAUGUUGAAGAGGAAAGUGCACGUUUACUUCAGGGUGAUGUGGGGAUUGGUGACGCCUAUAGUGCUCAUCCUCAUCUUCGUUUACUUCAUCCUGACGCUCAAACGGCUCGAGUACGGAACACACGGUUAUCCUGACUCUAUACUUGCUUUUGGUUGGCUCAUUCUUGCCGUCACCGUCUUGCAGCUUCUGAUGUGGGCUUGCUACUAUUUAUACUCUAACAGAGAGUACGGAUGUGUUAAGAUGGUCUCGAAGUCGUUUUCAUCGGAGAAUUGGGGCCCGGCCAACUCGUCGACUUGCGAGGAGUACAAGAAGUUUAAGGAGGACAAACUGCAGGAGAUGGCGAACCUGAGCCCUACGCAAAGGUUACUUCACAGCUUCCGGGCAUAAACGAAGAGGAUAGGAGAGAAGA